This is a messenger RNA of Aegilops tauschii subsp. strangulata, 1744 nucleotides long. Its product is annotated as codeine O-demethylase. The record is from RefSeq and is a predicted model, not a curated record. NCBI's taxonomy places the organism in Eukaryota, Viridiplantae, Streptophyta, Magnoliopsida, Poales, Poaceae.
CUGCUUCUAUAGAGACAAUUUUUAUGUGCACAAGUGAGUACUUUAGGAUGUAGUCAGCACUUUGAUCCACACAUAAUUUAGUGAGAAAUACAAACUGGUGAAUAUAUAUACCUGCGUAGCAAAAUAAAGUGUAGUGUGUGCCACCUCAUGCCAUGUUAUCUCUGUCCCUCGACUUGUCUUCUUGUAUAGCUUGUUUUGGCUUAUUAGGUGCAUUCUUGAGAAAAAGGAGUAGGCGCCAUCUUUCCGAUCUUUUAGCUGUUAGUUGAAGUGGUUGGUGGGCUGAGACGGGACUGAGACGAAGACAACUUCAUCUUGCUUAGUGCAACCUCUUUCUGCAAGAGAGCACAACCACCAAGGAGACAGAGCAGACCAGAAUUAGCAAAGAAAUAUCCAAGAGCUUUAAUGGCUGAUGAGUCAUGGAGGCUACCGAAUUCAGUACAACAACUGGCUGCUAUCGUACAAGAGCCACCUAGCCAGUACUUGCUCAGAGAGCAAGAACCGCUUGGUGGGAACCUGGCUGGUACCGAGAUGCCGGAGCCCAUUCCAACAAUCGAUCUCGGGCUGCUGUCUGCAUCCAAUGAUCCUGAGGAAGCCGCCAAGCUGCUGUCGGCGCUGCAGACCUGGGGAUUCUUCAAGGUUUCUAACCAUGGAAUGGAGACCUCUAUGAUGGAUUCUGUGAUGACCGCAUCAAGGGAAUUUUUUCACCUACCGCUGGAAGAGAAGAAGAAAUGCAGUAACCUGAUAGAUGGCAAGCAUUUCCAGGUGGAAGGGUAUGGGAAUGACCAUGUGAGGACUCAAGAUCAGAGAUUGGACUGGUCCGAUCGACUGCACCUUACAGUUGAGCCAGAGGGUGGGAGAAACCUUGCCCAUUGGCCUACACAUCCCAAAUCUUUCAGGGAUGAUCUGCACGAAUACGCAUUGAAGUGCAAGAAAAUCAAAGGCGACAUCCUUCGUGCAAUGGCCAAGAUUUUGAAGCUUGAUGAAGACUGCCUCGUUAAUCAGUUUAACAGCAACGCCCCCACUUUUGCUAGAUUCAACCACUUCCCUCCAUGUCCAAGACCUGAUCUUGUCCUGGGCAUCAAGCCUCACGCCGAUUUCCCUGCUCUCACGGUUCUCCUCAUGGACAGAGACGUCGCGGGGCUGCAAUAUCUUAGAGAUGGAACCUGGUACAAUGUUCCAGCUGCGUGUGACCAUACCUUGCUGAUCAACAUUGGUCUUACAAUGGAGAUAAUGAUCAACGGGAUCUUCACAGGGCCAGUGCAUAGAGUUGUGACUAAUGCCGAUAAAGAGAGGAUAUCAGUGGCCAUGUUCUAUGGUGUGGACCCUGAUCAUGAGAUUGGGCCAAUAGCUCAUCUGUUGAGGGAUGAGCAACCGGCACGGUACAGGAAAAUGAAGGCCAAGGACUUGCUAGUCGCGCAACUUGAACAUUUCUCUCAAGACCGAGGAGCACAAAUUGCCGAUGCAUGCAAGAUCUAAGUGAGAUGACUGUACUUUCAUGCCACAGUACCCAUAGAAAGUAAAUAGUUGAUGAAUUUACAGGGGAUGAAUCUGGUUAAAAUGAAGAAUUAGUCCGGUUUAUGUUUGAGUUUGUAUAAACACGCUCUGUGAACACUUCCAUAUCCUCUUAUCAGCUCCAGUGCCUCUUCCCUUCCUUCUUCUGUACUAGCUUUUAUUCUUAAAAAAUAUAAAUCAUAUCCCCAUGAGUGAAUAAAUCAUUUUUAUUAUUAGUUUAUUAUUUACGAAA